Drosophila innubila is the source of this 1338-nucleotide messenger RNA. It is a transcript of the gene Rpn9, whose product is annotated as 26S proteasome non-ATPase regulatory subunit 13. The record is from RefSeq and is a predicted model, not a curated record. Gene Ontology annotation, cellular component: nucleus; cytosol; proteasome regulatory particle, lid subcomplex. The transcript has 4 exons. Bases 117 to 1265 code for a protein of 382 amino acids. Gene Ontology annotation, biological process: ubiquitin-dependent protein catabolic process. Gene Ontology annotation, molecular function: structural molecule activity. Lineage: Eukaryota; Metazoa; Arthropoda; Insecta; Diptera; Drosophilidae.
CCCAAUUGUGAUUUGCAAUUUUCACUGUGCCUGCUUCAAACGUGAAUGUUUAUUUUAUAUACAAAAUUUGAUUGAAAAUAUUCAGUAAAUAGCACAGCUAGGAAAAUAUAACAACAAUGUCAAGCACGCAAGCGACAGUUACUGCUUACCUGGCAGCACAAAAGAAGACGACAAACAAAGAACUCGCUGCCGAAUGGACACUCAUCGAAGAGUUGUACAACGAAAAGCUGUGGAACGAGUUGACCAUUAAGCUGGUGACCUUUGUGCGUCACGAGUCGCUGCAGGAUGAGAGCGCUCUGUUGCAGCUGUACCAGAAUUUCAUUUCCACAUUCGAAACAAAAAUAAAUCCCUAUGGGCUGAUCCAAAUACUCGAGGUUGUUGUGGACAACAUCAGCGAUAAAAAGGAAGCGAUUGAUUUUCUGGAAAAGAUGAAGGAUAAGGUGAAAAUCUGCGAUGAAGCUGUCUGGUAUCUGCAGGUAAUGCAGGGUAACCUCUACCUCAGCAAUCUGAACGAUCUGAAUGCCACCAAGAAGAUCAUCGAGGAGCUGCGCGAUGUCCUCGAGGAAGCCGGAAAUGUGACGCCUGUGCACGGCAAAUACUAUAUGCUGGCAUCUCAAUAUUAUCGCCGUGUGGGCAAACACAGUGAAUACUAUCGCUGUGGUCUGCAGUUCCUGGGCUGCUCCCUUGAUGGUUAUCCCCGGGAUCAGUGGGCACAGCAGGCGUUCUUCUUGGGACUCGCUGCUCUCCUGGGUGAUGGUGUCUACAACAUUGGCGAACUCUUGGCUCAUCCCAUUCUGGAAUCGCUACAAAAUACAGAAAAUGAAUGGCUUGUGGAGCUUUUGAAGGCAUUCAACACGGGCGACAUUAACAAAUUUAAUGACAUGAAAAAGAUUUGGUCAAAGAUCCCCGAUCUCGCCGCCCAAGAGGUCAAGCUGCGCCAGAAGAUUUCGCUGCUCUGCCUCAUGGAGAUGACAUUCAAGCGCUCGGCCAUCGAGAGAGCCAUUUCCUUUGUGGAUAUUGCCAACGAGACAAAGCUGCCAGCCAAGGAGGUCGAGUUCCUGAUCAUGAAGGCACUGGCACUCGAUCUGGUGCGUGGGGAGAUCGAUCAGGUGGCGGGAGUUGUCAACAUGUCGUGGGUGCAACCGCGCGUUUUAAAUCGCAGCCAAAUCGCGGGCAUGGCAAGCACAUUGGACACUUGGAUGGGAGCGAUCACCAGCAUGGAGAAGCUCAUGGAGAAUCGUGCAGCUGAAAUUCUCACAAAUUGAUUAUAAGUUAUGAUUAAUUUCCCCAUUUCCCAUUUGCGUUUAUUGCUUUUGAAUUAAACCAACAACAACAACA